UUCUACACAAUGGAGUUGACAUCUUAAUUUAAUACCAGGGUUUGUGUGAUUCUGAUUCACCUGCUAUAGUUCAUGAAGCUUGAAUCUAAGGAGUACAGGGUCUUUUGCGAUGACAAUAUGACUAAUAGUAAAGGAAGAUUGAUUACCAGUAAAACAAGUGAUGGUCCAAAUAGUGGGGGAGGUUUUGUAGAUUGGACUUUAAAUUUAAAUACAAUUCAGUCUGAUAAGUUUUUAAACUUAUUGUUGAGUAUGGUUCCAGUCAUUUACCAGAAAAAUCCAGAAGACAGGCACAAAAAACCAAACAGCAUUUGGCAAGAUGGGUUAUCAGCUGCAGCACAGACCUAUAGUAAUAGAUCUGAUCAGCACAUGGAGUAUCAUGGUUUCCCAGAACAGUCUUUUCAUGGCAACAGUGGGCAUGCACCAUCAAGCUGCAGCCAACAGUAUGACGACUAUGCCAACUAUAAUUAUUGUGAUGGAAGGGAGGCUUCAGAAACUACUGCCAUGUUACAAAAUGAAGAUAAUUCUAGUGAUGUUGGUGAGGAUACCAUUGUGGAAAUGAACCAGAAGUUACCAAAGGAAUCCAGUGGAGUUAUGGCAUUGCAAAUACUUGUACCAUUUUUGCUAGCUGGCUUUGGAACAGUUUCGGCUGGCAUGGUUUUGGAUAUAGUACAGCACUGGGAGGUAUUCAAAAAAGUAACAGAAGUCUUCAUUUUAGUUCCUGCACUUCUUGGUCUCAAAGGGAACUUGGAAAUGACUUUGGCAUCCAGAUUAUCCACUGCCGUAAAUAUUGGGAAGAUGGAUUCACCUAUUGAAAAGUGGAACCUAAUAAUUGGCAACUUGGCCUUAAAGCAGGUUCAAGCAACAGUCGUUGGUUUUCUAGCAGCCGUGGCGGCAAUUGUAUUGGGCUGGAUUCCAGAGGGAAAAUACUACCUUGAUCAUUCCAUACUUCUGUGCUCUAGCAGUGUAGCCACUGCCUUCAUUGCGUCUCUUCUGCAGGGAAUAAUAAUGGUUGGGGUUAUUGUUGGUUCGAAGAAGACUGGUAUAAAUCCUGAUAAUGUUGCUACACCCAUUGCUGCUAGUUUUGGCGACCUCAUAACCCUUGCCAUAUUAGCUUGGAUAAGUCAGGGUUUGUACUCCUGUCUUGAGACCUAUUACUACAUUUCUCCAUUAGUUGGUGUCUUUUUCUUGGCUCUAACUCCUAUCUGGAUUAUAAUAGCUGCCAAACAUCCAGCCACAAGGACAGUUCUCCACUCAGGCUGGGAGCCUGUCAUAACAGCUAUGAUCAUAAGUAGCAUUGGUGGCCUUAUUCUGGAUACAACUGUAUCUGACCCCAACUUGGUUGGGAUUGUUGUUUACACACCAGUUAUUAAUGGUAUUGGUGGCAAUUUGGUGGCCAUUCAGGCUAGCAGGAUUUCUACCUACCUCCAUUUACACAGCAUUCCAGGAGAACUGCCUGAUGAGCCCAAAGGUGGUUACUACCCGUUUAGAACUUUCUUUGGUCCAGGAGUAAAUAAUAAGUCUGCCCAAGUUCUGCUGCUUUUAGUGAUUCCUGGACAUUUAAUUUUCCUCUACACUAUUCAUUUGAUGAAAAGUGGUCAUACUUCUUUAACGGUAAUCUUCAUAAUAGUAUUCUUAUUUGCUGCUGUGCUGCAGGUGUUUACCUUGCUGUGGAUUGCUGACUGGAUGGUCCAUCACUUCUGGAGGAAAGGAAAGGACCCAGAUAGUUUCUCCAUCCCCUAUCUGACAGCAUUGGGGGAUUUGCUUGGGACAGCUUUGUUAGCCUUGAGUUUUCAUUUUCUUUGGCUUAUUGGAGAUCGCGAUGGAGAUGUUGGAGACUGAUGAAUCCUACAGACUGCUCAGAAGUGACCAAGGAGCAAACAGAGGACAGCCACUUGUAGUUCUUUUUAAAAAAUCUUAAAUCAGGGUAAUUUUCACUUGGCCCUGAUUCAACUAAAUGGCCUUAACUCUUUUUAAAGGAAUUUGUGUUGAGACCAGGUUGAAGACUAUUUGUGCUGCUUUUCAUAGAAUAAAUGAUAAUUUGACAUUGA
Messenger RNA from Orycteropus afer afer, 2048 nucleotides. It is a transcript of the gene SLC41A2, whose product is annotated as solute carrier family 41 member 2. Gene Ontology annotation, cellular component: plasma membrane. Lineage: Eukaryota; Metazoa; Chordata; Mammalia; Tubulidentata; Orycteropodidae. Gene Ontology annotation, biological process: monoatomic cation transport. The record is from RefSeq and is a predicted model, not a curated record. Gene Ontology annotation, molecular function: monoatomic cation transmembrane transporter activity.